CUGUUGCAGAAAGGUCGUCGUUCGUGCACUGAUUGCUCAUUCCUUAUCUUGUUUCUGAUCUUUUGCGGUGGUCUGGGAUCUAUAGCAUGGUUUGCGCUAGACAAUGGAGACCCCUACCGUAUUCUGUAUGGUUCUGAUAGUUUCGGAAACACUUGUGGGCGCAAUAACGGACCAAUAUUCAUCCGAUCAAACAAAACCGUUGAAAAAGAGCAGUUCGAGUAUUCUGGACAAAACAUGACUGAGAGGAGAUUCAUGUUCCCUCUCAACGCUUCAAGAGCACUAGACACUGUCUGGACUUGUGUUAGAAGCUGUCCCGAAGUUACCAUCACCACCUAUGAAGUCGGGUGGAUCUUCGAUGAUGGCGAUCACCUUUUCAGCAUCGACAUCAUGAAUCGUUGCAUUCCGGAGGACUUAAUUACUUUUGGUCGAGAUCUUCUGCGGAAGGUAAUCGAAUUGGACUGGAUUCGUGGGUAUCUUCAUGAUCUAAUUGACACAUCUCCGUUUCUGCUCCAGAUGUGUUUGGUGGCACUAGUCCUCUCCUUGAUAGCGAUAGCAUUGCUGAGGUUUUUUGCUGCAGCUAUAGUAUAUUUUAUAUACUUGGCAGUUGCAUUGUUGGCUAUAGGAUUUUCUGGGAGUAUAUGGUAUGCUUUCUGGAAAGUCCACAAAAAUUCCUUAUCGCCGUAUGGUGAUGAGAAUGUUACCGAAGCCACCACGCCAAAUGCUGAUCACAAACCUUUUCAACUUACCGCGGCUACUCUCUUCAACAGUCAGGAUUUUUCGCAGUUGUUCAAUCUCGAAAAUACCACGACGUUGACGCUUUUUGCUGUGGCGAUUGGAGCUACAGCCAUCUCAGUAUGUUGGUUCUAUACAAUGACUUUGAUUCUGAUCAAAUCUUGA
Messenger RNA from Cylicostephanus goldi, 897 nucleotides. The record is from the annotation of a GenBank genome assembly. Lineage: Eukaryota; Metazoa; Nematoda; Chromadorea; Rhabditida; Strongylidae.